CCGGCAAAAGCGAGACUUUGCCGUUAUCGUGGCAUCUCUGACCAUCACGCAACCGGACUGGACCCCAGCCUCAAGAAGAGAACUGUGUUAUUGAAUCGCAAUGGGAAAUGUGUCGCUGUGCACCGGCCCUUUUAGGACCGAUAUGUCCGGACACGUCAAAGAGGAGAGAUUUGUAAUUAGAAGCAUCACCAAAGGGAUCACCUAUUACUAUGUCCCAGUAAGAGCGACAUGUUUCUCCAAAGAAUGUCAAUACUCAAGUUCAUCAGCAAUCAGCAAGCUAUUACCAGACACAUCUUCAGAAGACCGUCCUCUGCUGGUUUUCUUCUCAUGGCUUGGUGCACAACCUGGGCCCGUGGCUAAAUACAGGGACCUCUACCUGCAGAAGGGUAUGGACGUUCUUCUUGUCCAGAGCAAUGUUAUGCACUUCUUAUGGCCCAGGUGGGGUGUGGAGUAUGGUCUGGAAGUGCUUAAAAUUCUGGAGGAACCUCCCUUCUCAGGACGCACUGUUUUGAUCCAUGCCUCUUCGAUUGGUGGCUAUACUUUCUCUCAAAUUCUCACACACAUCGCUGAAGACCCUGAAAGGCAUGCCGCCCUGAGCCAGAGGGUCAAAGGACACGUCUAUGACAGUCUGGUGGUGGGCACACUGGAGCAUAUGGCUGUAGGUCUGGGGAAGACCCUGGUUCCAUGGUUGGAGGGUCUGAUUAAAAACACUGCACUUUUGUACUUCUGGCUGUUUAAGUCACAGACAGCAGACAUCUACAAGCACAGUAUCCAGGUUUUCCACAGCACGCCCAUCACUGCACCAGCUCUCUUCUUCUACUGUGAGAAUGACGCUCUGUGUGACCCCUUGAUGAUGGAGAAGAUCGUGGAGCUCUGGAGGAGGAGGGGCAUGGCCGUGCAGAGCAGGAAAUGGAAUGAGUCCAUACAUGCAGCGCACAUGAGGUGUCAUCCUGAAGACUAUCUGUCAACACUAGAGAGAUUUUUGGGCUCGCUCCAGAAGUCUCCUGUUAAACCGAAAAUGAUUGAUGCACAAGUUCAUAUUUAACAUGUUUAUAAUUAAUGUAAGAGAAAUAUAUUGUUUCUAACUAUUUAUCUUUUGUCCCUGUAUUUGUUUCUUUGUUUGUCUUGCUACAGUCUUAUUAACCAUGAAAUUCCUUCCCUAUUGUUAUUAGCACAUGCAACGAUGUUACAAA
This is a messenger RNA of Boleophthalmus pectinirostris (great blue-spotted mudskipper), 1193 nucleotides long. RefSeq lists its product as uncharacterized. The transcript is spliced from 3 exons. Gene Ontology annotation, molecular function: serine hydrolase activity. Lineage: Eukaryota; Metazoa; Chordata; Actinopteri; Gobiiformes; Gobiidae. Bases 101 to 1045 code for a protein of 314 amino acids. The record is from RefSeq and is a predicted model, not a curated record.